Lachancea dasiensis is the source of this 315-nucleotide messenger RNA. Lineage: Eukaryota; Fungi; Ascomycota; Saccharomycetes; Saccharomycetales; Saccharomycetaceae. The record is from the annotation of a GenBank genome assembly.
AUGGCCCUUUCCUCUAUAUUUGGAGGAGCUGCACCAUCACAACAGCAAACAGCGCCAGCUUCUACUGCUAAAGCCGUUAAUGUCAAAGAACAGCUGAAAACUCAAAUCGCACAAGAACUUGCUGUAGCAAAUGCCAGUGAAUUAGUCAACAAGGUGACGGAGAACUGUUUCGAAAAGUGUCUGACCAGUCCAUAUUCAAGCGGGGAAGAAGGUUGUGUUGACCAGUGUCUGGCGAAAUACAUGAGAAGCUGGAAUGUGGUUUCAAAGGCAUACGUUGCAAGAAUCCAACAAGCCUCUACUUCUGGAGAAAUUUGA